AACUAUUCUGCGUUUUGCUGUCUUCUACUCCGCACCGCUUGAGCCAGAUAACUGGUUCAGAUAUAAAUUAACCGAUAAUAUGAAUUUGUGAUAGUGUUUUACAAUAGUGCUUAGUGUUAAAUAAUGUAUCGGGACGUGCUUAAGUUGUGUGUAUUUUUAAAUAUAGUAAUAUGCUGCCAGUCAGCGAAUAUUUUGUACCUGAUGGCGUAUAUUGGGAAAUCACAGUACAUAAUGCUGAAGCCCAUAGGCUUGGAAUUGGCCAGAAGGGGCCACAAUGUCACAGUCAUAACAGUGUUCAAAGAAGCGGAUCCGCCGUCAAAUUACCAUCAAGUUUUAGUUGACGACAAAAUUUGGGAUGCCAUGGGUGGUAAAAGGCCGAGCCAUUUCACUUCAGUAGACCUAUCAGCUGAAGAAAGGCACAACAGAUUCCUCUGGAACGGUGGCCUAACACUUACAGAAGUAGUUUUAAACUCCACACAAGUUAGAGAGUUUUUGUCAGCUGAUCACAAGUUCGAUGUUGUCAUCAGUGAACAGUUUUUUCAAGAAGCGAUGUACAUUCUAGCUCAUAAGUACGAAGCGCCUUUAGUUUUAAUCACAUCAUACGGAAAUUGUAUGCGGCACAACAUUGCUACUAGAAAUCCAUUACAACUAGCCACUGUAGUGUCAGAAUUUUUAGUGGUGCCAGAACCAGGGAGUUUCUUUGGACGACUGAGGAAUUUAUACUUCACAGUAUACGAAUACGUUUGGUGGAGGUUCUGGUAUUUACCAAUGAUGGAUCAACUGGCCACGAAGUACGUGCCAAAUUUAAAAGAGCCAGUGCCAAGUCUGUAUGAAAUACAACAGAAUGUGUCAUUGUUUUUAAUCAACAGCCACUUCAGUUUUGAUCCUCCCACUGCUUAUCUGCCUAAUAUUGUUGAAAUUGGAGGAGUUCAUUUGUCUCCAAGAGUCCCAAAACUUCCUCAGGACCUGCAGAAAAUUUUGGACGAGUCAAUCAAUGGUGUGGUGUACAUGACCUUUGGGUCGAACAUUCAGAGCUCCAUGUUGCCUGAGGAAAAAAGAAAGGCGUUCCUCAAUGUAUUUAGACGACUAAAACAGACUGUAUUGUGGAAAUGGGAAGACGACCUGCUCAUUGAUAAGCCUGAUAACGUCGUAGUAAGAAAAUGGUUGCCGCAGAACGAAGUGCUAGCACAUCCCAACGUAAAGGUGUUCAUAUCUCACGGGGGUUUGAUUGGAACCCAAGAAGCCCUCUACCAUGGCGUUCCCAUAAUAGGCGUGCCCAUAUACGGCGAUCAGUUCAACAAUUUACUGCAAAUACAACACGCAGGCUUAGGAAAACUACUGCAGUUCCAUGACAUCAACGAAUAUACACUUGAAAAGACGCUUAACGAAGUAUUAACCAGUGAAUCCUUCACAGUAAAGGCUAAAGAAAUGUCUAUCAGGUUCAAAGAUAGACCUAUGAGUGCAUUAGACACGGCAAUUUAUUGGAUAAAAUACGUCAUCCGAAAUAAAGGAGCAAAUUACAUGAAGAAUCCAGGUCUAGAAAUGAGCUGGAUAGCAUACAACAUGUUAGAUGUGUAUGCUUUUAUCUUAUUGACUGUACUUUCGUUCAUAUUUGUGACGUUGAAGAUAUUGAGAGUUUUAAAAGGUUUUGUUGAACCCAAAAAAGAUUUUAGAAAUGGAAAAAUAAAGCAAAAUUAGUCA
Messenger RNA from Ostrinia nubilalis (European corn borer), 1701 nucleotides. RefSeq names its product UDP-glycosyltransferase UGT5-like. Bases 124 to 1698 code for a protein of 524 amino acids. The record is from RefSeq and is a predicted model, not a curated record. NCBI's taxonomy places the organism in Eukaryota, Metazoa, Arthropoda, Insecta, Lepidoptera, Crambidae. Gene Ontology annotation, molecular function: UDP-glycosyltransferase activity. The transcript is spliced from 4 exons.